Thecamonas trahens ATCC 50062 is the source of this 1065-nucleotide messenger RNA. Its product is annotated as inosine-uridine preferring nucleoside hydrolase. Gene Ontology annotation, biological process: purine nucleoside catabolic process. The transcript has 2 exons. Gene Ontology annotation, cellular component: cytosol. Gene Ontology annotation, molecular function: purine nucleosidase activity. NCBI's taxonomy places the organism in Eukaryota, Apusomonadida, Apusomonadidae. The record is from RefSeq and is a predicted model, not a curated record. The coding region runs from base 1 to 1065 and encodes 354 amino acids.
AUGGCCGAUAUGAUGACUCCGCUGUGGCUCGACUGCGACCCAGGACACGACGACGCGCUGGCGCUGGUGCUUGCGGCGUUUGCGCCGUCGCUGGACCUCAUCGGAGUCUCCACGGUGGGUGGAAACCAGUCGGUGGCAAAGACGACGGCCAACGCCGCGGCCGUCCUCGCCAUGCUGGGCAUCACGCCAACUACCACCGAGUCGGCCGGACCGGCUGCUGAGAGCAAUGGGGAGGAGACCAAGCAAGGUGCGAUGACCAAGCGAUGUGUCCUUGUGCGGGGCGCGGACAAGCCGCUCCUCGCCCCGCCGCGCGGUGCGUGCGCCGAGAUCCAUGGCGAGUGCGGGCUCGGCGGAUCGGAGGAGCUGGAUGCUGUCCGCAAGCUUGUUGCCGGCGACGUCGGUGAUGGGCUGGCGGGCAGGGCUCGCGGUGAGAUGCCCGGCCCAGCGGCAGUGGUGAUGGCGACCGAGAUGGCGCGGGUUCAUGCCGAGACCGGGCGCAAGAUCACUCUCGUUGCCACCGGCCCACUCACCAACGUCGCGCUCCUCUUCUCGCUCUUUCCGGUCAAGAUGGCUCAGAUCCUGGAGCGGGUUGUCUUUAUGGGUGGCGCUUCGACUGGUGUCGGCAACACCUCGCCCGUGGCCGAGUUUAACAUCCAGAUGGACCCGACGGCGGCGGCCAUGGUGUUUGAGAACUGCCCUGUUCCGCUGCACAUGGUACCGCUCGAGGUGACUCACACCGUGCUUUACGACGAGUCGCAGGCUGCGCGGCUCGCCGAGAUGGACGAUACUCCAUUCCGCAAGGUCAUCCAUUCACUCAUGACCUUUUUUGCCUCCACCUACCGCGAGGUCUUUGGCUUUGACGCACCGCCGGUCCACGACCCGGUCGCCAUCUUCCGUGUCCUCGCGCCAGGCGCCUUCAAAGAGGAGCACUUCCGCGUUGACGUCGAGACCGCCCGCGGCUCGCUUUGCGAAGGCCAGACCGUUGUCGACCGGUGGCACAGCUCCGGCAAGGCGCCCAACGUCUGGGUCGCCUCCUCGGCCGCGCCGCGGCCAUCUCGCCGCUAG